GGGUCCCCCUGCUGGGCGACGCGCCCGCUGAGUCCUGGAGUUGGUGGAACUUUGCAGAUAAACUGCUCGGGAGAGCUAGGGAGGGAAGCUCCCCGCCUCCCCACAUUCCGGGCUCCCCUGCCCCCGCCUCUCGGUCCUCGCCCAGUCGCCGGCGCUGGUGAUAGGACGAGCCCCGGGCGUGCAUUGUGUGUAUGCAAAGCAUCGCCCCGCUGCUGGGGCAGCUGGAUCGGGGACUCCGCUGCUGCCGCGGCUGCAACUGGCGCUGCGGUAUAUGCUGCUGCCACGGGUGCCGCCGCCCCAGACUGAGCCCAACGCUGUCAUGCUCCUGCGGCAGGGCGGGGGGCAGCGUCGUCCCGUCGCUAUAUAAGCGCGAGCGGAGGGGGCACCCGGAGGGGCUGAAAAUGAAGGUGCCCGCGCAUGGGCCGCCGCUGAUUGCCAACCCCUCCCGAGCUCGCUCCCGGCGUGGAGCCCGAGGCCGCCGAGGACCCGCCUUCGCCGCAGUAGCAGCAGGAGCAGCGACGCGGACAGCAGCUGCGGCGGCGGUGGCGGUGGCGCCCCUCGCGCCAGCGCGUAGAACGGCGGCGACUCCGGGGCCGCCGCUGGCCCCGCUGCCAUGAGUUGUGCGGAGGUGAUGUAUCACCCCCAGCCGUAUGGAGCGCCCCAGUAUCUGCCCAACCCCGUGGCUGCUGCAACCUGCCCCACAGCCUGCUAUCAUCCGGCGCCCCAACCUGGCCAGCAGAAGAAGUUAGCGGUAUACAGCAAGAUGCAGGACUCUCUGGAAGUCACGCUUCCCAGCAAACAAGAGGAGGAGGAGGAGGAGGAGGAUGAGGAGGAGGAGGAGGAGAAAGACCAGCCUGCCGAGAUGGAGUACCUUAACUCUCGCUGUGUCCUUUUCACUUAUUUCCAGGGAGACAUUGGGUCAGUAGUGGAUGAACACUUCUCAAGAGCUUUGGGCCAAGCCAGCACCUUGCAUCCAGAAUCUGCCAUUUCAAAAAGCAAGAUGGGGCUAACCCCCCUAUGGCGAGACAGCUCAGCUCUCUCAAGCCAGCGGAGUAAUUUCCCAGCUUCCUUUUGGACCAGCUCUUACCAGCCCCCUCCAGCGCCCUGUUUGGGGGGUGUUCAUCCCGACUUCCAAGUUACUGCACCCCAUGGAACCUUUACAACAGCAGACCCCAAUUCUUGGCCAGGACAUGGUCUGCAUCAGACUGGCCCUGCCCCACCCCCUUCUGCGUCUGAGUCCUGGCAUUAUCCUCUGGCAUCUCAGGUGAGCCCAUCCUACAGCCACAUGCAUGACAUGUACAUGCGGCAUCACCACCCUCACGCCCACAUGCACCACCGCCACCAUCACCACCACCACCACCCAGCUGCUGGUUCUGCUCUGGAUCCCGCGUACGGGCCCCUGCUAAUGCCAUCAGUGCGUACUGCCAGGAUUCCUGCUCCCCAGUGUGACAUCACAAAGACAGAUCCGACUACAGUCACCACUGCUACCUCAGCAUGGGCCGGCGCCUUUCAUGGGACAGUGGACAUCGUGCCAAGCGUGGGCUUUGAUACAGGUCUUCAGCAUCAGGACAAGAGCAAAGAAUCAGCUUGGUACUGAAGCAUGGUAUUGGCAGGUCACAUUGCAGCCUGAAUCCAAGGGCCCACCAGGAAGAUGCCAUUGUGAUUUCCUAUCCAGCAAUGGGAGACAGGAAGCAUGGGUGGAGAAGAGGACAUGUAAGGUCAUUGUCUUUGGAUUGACCCUUUUUUUCUGGAGGAAACAGUGGGUCCUAGUCAUUGAAGAAAAGCAUUUUGUCUGUUUUCCCUCCUCUGAGCCUUUUUCAGCUGUGCAACGCCUCGUUUUCAUCGCCUUUUACCAAGACCUUGGUUAGUUUUCAUUUGUUUCUUCUUUUUUUCUUCUUGAACCAGCCGCCUUGUCAGGAGAAGACGAGCCAGCAACUGAAAAUGCUCAUUUCUUCAGGAAAACCAUUUUGCAGCUCUCGUCAUCUAUUUUUGUAGAAACACAGAAACUUUGGUUUAGCAUGAAGGGGAUAUUUUUGAGGGAUGUAAUUUUUUUUAAUAUUGUAACAAUUGUUGAGUUCUGUUUAAAGAACUUGCUCUCAGAAAAGCACUAGCCACAAUGCGUUGAAGCGCAGAUCUUCAAACUGUCGGUGAUGUGCCCUGUCUGUGCUUCUGAGGGUACCUCAAGGGGUUUGGACUUUUCUGUACCAGUGGCCCUACCCUAGGCAAAUCAGCAUUUACAUCCAAUCUCAGUGAAGACUUAAUUCCAUGGUAGCUCCCUUAGUUUGCUUGUGUGGCUUGAAAAGGCACUUUGUUUUAAGGGCUGCAAAUCAUAGGGUAUUUUAUUACUUUGACUUUUCCCAAAGAGUUCUUGGAGGUUGACUAAUGAGAAAGUUUAGGUUAAUGAACAAAGCAUCAUUCUUUUUAUGGUCCAUCCAAUCUUAACAAUUGGGAAUAGAGCUUAUGCACAGCUUCAAUACAGGAAAAACAAUGCAUUCAGCUAUGAUACCUGUAGAUACAUGUCAGUGACUAAUUUUCUUAAUUUCUAACCAAUUGUUAAUGGAAGUCUCGAAAGCCAUACUUUGAAUAAAUUUAUUCCUUGGUGUGAAUUCAAAUGAAUAGUAUCAGGAGAAGAAGCAGGAACAUGACAAAGAGCUGACUGUCCCUCACCAUUGUAAACUGACAAGUGAUGUAUUUUUUAUGUAGUGUUUUAAUUGGAGCAUUUUGCAAGAUUUUAAAUUUCUUUAAAGUGUCAUUAGUUUCUCAAAAAUGACAGAGAAUUAGUAGUGGCGAUGGAUUUAAGUUUAUACUUCAGUUGCAGAAACUGAAUUAAAAACUGAAAGCUUGAGAAGCAAAGCUCACAUGGGCCACAGAGGAAAGGAAAGUGAAGUUGGAAUUAACCUUAAGAGAAGAUUAGGCGAAGGUUGGGAUUACGAAUGCAGCGGUGACUGGCAAAUCAAAGACACAGUCUAUUGUUCCUUUCAGUUUCUCCCAGUCACGGGAAGUGUGAGUGUGAUGCAGAUGCUUUUAUUUGAUAACUUCUCUCAGAUUUUCUCAUCUCUUUUAGCCGCACACAACAGGAAGAUGUGAAAUGUGCUACUUUCUGUUUUUAAUUGUGUGUGUCGUGGGUGUGAAUGCUUUACACAUUAACAACACAACAAGCGGUUCAGCAGAAUUCUCUCAACUCUCUCUUAACAUUUUGCUUGGACAGAUCAUAUGCAUUAGUGUCUCCUCCUUCUGCACUUGUGUUAUAAGCCCAUGUCAUUGUGUGUGUCCACAGAAUCCAUCAUUUCUUCUUCUUGAUUGUCUUUAACACUGUCUUUGCUCUUUUCCCAUUAUAGUCUAGACUUAUUGUAACUUCCACUCACUUGUAUAUAAAGUUAAAUGUCCAGAGAGAGGCCUCAUUAAGUUCUCUGCAUUUUUAUGUGGACCUUGAUGACAAAACUUGUUUUAUUUGUUAUCUGCACCAAUAUGUGCGACACAGAGCUGAAUGGAUCUGUCAAGUUUGUUUUAGCUCGAGUCCUCCUGGGUUCUGAAAAACAAGCUCUCAGCAGCUGCCGUGAGGGAGACUCACUGACUGUUAUCUCAUCUUGCCUUGGAACAAACUGUCUUACUUUGCAACCUCUUAGAAUAGUGCCACUUGAACUCAAUGAGCUCGUUCCAUUGUAUUUUCCCAGCCAACGUGAGGCAAAGGGAGCUAACUCUUUGCCUCAUUCUUUCUUUAUCAUCUAAUUGGAUUGAAAGAGAAAACAGAUUAGUGAUUUCUUAUCUCCUCAUAUCUAUGGGCAAAACAUAAUUUGUCACAAGGCCUAAGGAACGUGAAAAAUCUGAAUUCUAUUGCAUGCAACAAAGACAUGGGUUCUCCUUUAGAGAACAGGCUUGGGUAUCAAUGGUACAGUGACACCAAAGGAAUACAUCAAAAUCUAGUAAAAAGAGAGGGAACAUGGCUAAUUGUCCAACAAAGUUUUAACAAUACUUUAACAACCAGAGAUAAUAAAGGGGCUUAAACACAGCACAAUAAAUAAUCCGAGUUUAUUUGCAUGUAAAGUGCUAUUAUACUCUGAACCUGAAUUUCUCAAAGUUUGACUGCAUGAUUGAAGGCUGGGUACCUCUCUGACUUCAUUAGAUCCACUCUACCUUGAACUGUUUUCCAACUUCAGUUUCUUCCAGUCUAUCUGAAAACGUGUAAACUUGACACUGGAGAACUUUAUUAUUCUAUAUGUAAUCUAUUAUUCCACCAAUGGACUAACUAAACUAAGAAACAGCAUAAUGUUGGUUUCCAGGGUCCACACAGGAUAUUUGAUCUUUCCUUGUAAAUUUGUAAAGAGCCUUUAAAGUUUAGAGUCUAAACAUUUCUACAAACCAAGAAAGUUAGCUAUUAUUUUAACUUUUCUCUUUUCCAUUUCUUUUUAAGAAAUACUAAUAUUGCCCAAAAAUAUAUACAAUAAGAAUUAGUGGAUUGCAAAAAUAUUGAAGAAUACAUUCAUCAAUUUUGUAGGAUUAAAAACUGUUCUAGAGGAUGCCUAUAUGAGCUCCUCAUUUAUUUUACAAAUUGUAUUUAUUCAUUUCUAAACUUGCAGAAUAUGGGAAAGGAAAUAGCUUUAAGCUUCCUGUGUGACUGAAGGCAGUAGCCAUAAUUUCAAGUGACAGAGAUUGUAUUUCCUAUAAAUUGCAUUCUGUUCCUUAGGAAAAGCAUCCUGUGUGAAAUAGUAUUUGCUGAGUUAGCCAAUGGGAGUGGCAGUAAGUGAUGGACAAUGCAAAGACACAUGUUAUCAUUUUGAUUGAGAAGAGAGUAGUGGAGCAGGAUGAGUUAGGGUAAACUUAGUUCUUCAGACUUAGUCAUGGCUUACUGUGUGAUUUGGAAUUUCAUUUACUUACCUCAUGAUAAAAAACUGAAUAAUACUACCUAAUAACGAAGGCUGUGAAAAUUUGAAAAUAUAUACAGAUGAACCCCACUUGUAGUGUAGACUUUCAAAUAACUGACAGCCUCCACAAAUGACCAUGAGUUCAACAAGUUCGUUAUUAAGUUGAACUCUUAGAUACCCCGUUUUCUUCACAUUGCAUAUUCAUUUUUUUAGCAACCAAAUAAGCCAGCAACUGCUUUUGUAUAAGUAGUGAUGGCAAAGAGAAUCUUUCUCUUCUUAAUUACGGGAGGAGAAAGUGUUCACUUUUUAAUUAAGUCUGAGUUUUUAAUAUGGUGUUGCUGAAGGAAAGUUAAUUAAACAUUUAGUGGUAUGUAGAGUGAGUCAUAUUCAUUCACAACUCUGUACAUUACUGUCCCCGAAAUUAGUAGGGCAGUGUCAUACAGCCACUUAACUUUGUGUUUGUUAGAUAUACAUUGUGUUUCUGUGGUGCGAGGACUAAGAAUGUUCCCUUUCAAUUACCCACCCUCCUCCCUUUGUUUUUACUUGUCUCCGAGGAAAAGUUGCAUAAUAUGGUGGAAAAAAUCAUUUGCAUGGAAAGGGAGGGGGAAGCACCCCCUUUCCGAUUGCAGUCAGCGGAUUUACUUUGUUAUAGAAAAAAACUGAAACAGCUUUAUUGGAAGCAGAUGUUGACACUGUGUCGGUUAUUGAAGAUGGAAAGAGUUCACUCAGUCGCUGCAGUUACAAAGGGGUAUGGAUGGCAGUCAGGGUUCCUGUGAUGGAUCACCUUCCUAGCUUGUGGGAGGACAGCAGACGUUGCACGGAACCAAAAAGGAAGUCAGCCUGUGUGCCACGUUAAGGUGCUUGGGACACCAGGGACUAAGCUUGGUUGCUUCCUUUUCUUUUUUAACCUUUCCCUACAGAAUGCAUAAUGGACAUCUUUCAGGUAAUAUUAAGGCUACACAGACAAGUUAAAACCAAAUCUCUCUUAAAUCUACAGUUUGAGGAAUCCUUUAGCUCCACCACUAUAAUGUGAAAACUUUGAAAUGCUUUCAGAAAGAAUCAAGCAACAUUUGUGUCACAAACUAGCAGAAUACACACACAGAUAAACUAUGAAAGGAAGAUGGUCUUGGUGUUUGGGAAUAAAUGGAGCCAGCAAGGGAACCUGAGUUUCAAUAGCUUCACAAUACUAAUCGACCUGGUCACAUGGUGGUCAUGGAACUAGGUUGAAUAUCAGACUUGUAGAAUAUUGCAUUUUUACUCUUAGUGCUUUCUGGGAAUUUUUAAACUAUAAAAUUAGUUGUAGUUAAAUGUCUUAACUUUAAAUUUUUUGUUAUGAGCUUUUAUUUGCUUGAAGCAUUUUGUGAUGUGAAAUGAUUAAUCAAGGAAAUAUUCUUGAAGUUUUGAGCAGUUUAUAUUGAUCCAAUGACAUUUUCUAAAUCUGCCUUUUAAACCACAGGGAAUUCUAAUAGAUUUAAAUGUAAUUUGCCAAUUCUGUUAUGUUGUGUAAGUCAAAAGGGACUCUUGCUCUUCUAGAAAGGGGCACGCCAUCACCAAAAAGUUUCUUUUUGAAUGGUUUCUGACUACUAAAUUUUAGCCUAAAAUUAGUUUCUUUUGAAUAUAAAAUUCUUAAAGAAGUUUCCUUCCUUUCUGCCUAAGAUGUGAACUUUUCUUUUUAUAUAAAUAGAAGUAGACCUUUUUGUUUUGUUUUGUUUUGUGCUGUGGCUAGAGCCAAAGUUAGUGGUUUUUACACUCUUGGUUUAAUGUGUAGGAGAUGUAUACUUGUGGACAUCCUAUCUGAUUUAUGAACACUAUUCCAUAUAAGUAUUUUUCAAGAUAUACAAUGUAGGGAAAACUUCAUGUGAGUUCUUUGUAUCAUUUUAAAAUGCAUAUAUUUAAAAGGAAACAUUGAUUCCUUUUGUUUUCAUUGUGUACACCUGCGUAAGGUGAAAUGGUUUUGUAAAGAGAAAGAUACACAAUAUGGCAAACUUUAUAUUUAUCACUCUAUAAGGUAAACUGAAAACUAAUAAUAGAACUCAUAUCUUCUAGCAUUGAUAUACAGUGAGAUUCCAGGUUUAUUAGUUUUGAAAGAAAUCAUGCCACCUUGAUCUCACAUUUCUAGAAAGGAAAGUCAAGCAAUCUCAGCUAUGAUGUCAUUGUUAACUAAUGAAUAAUGUAUAAUUCUUAAAUCGUUUGACUUUAUUAUUGUAAAAUCUUUGUCACUGAUAUAAAAUCAUGGAAUCCUUUGUAAGAAAAACAGAUGUCAUUUUCUUUAAUUUGCUCAAUAAAUAAUUUAAUGUGACUUUAA
Molecule: messenger RNA, 7167 nt
Organism: Mesocricetus auratus (golden hamster)
Lineage: Eukaryota; Metazoa; Chordata; Mammalia; Rodentia; Cricetidae
Gene: Vgll3
Product: vestigial like family member 3
Exons: 4
Coding region: 614-1597 (327 amino acids)
Biological process (GO): regulation of transcription by RNA polymerase II
Cellular component (GO): nucleus
Source: RefSeq, a predicted model, not a curated record